Eremothecium gossypii ATCC 10895 is the source of this 753-nucleotide messenger RNA. Its product is annotated as ABR247Wp. Gene Ontology annotation, molecular function: oxidoreductase activity, acting on NAD(P)H, oxygen as acceptor. The transcript has a single exon. Lineage: Eukaryota; Fungi; Ascomycota; Saccharomycetes; Saccharomycetales; Saccharomycetaceae. The coding region runs from base 1 to 753 and encodes 250 amino acids. The record is from RefSeq and is marked provisional. Gene Ontology annotation, cellular component: intracellular anatomical structure.
AUGAGGGUUGUUAUUGUAACAGGCGCGUCGCGCGGUAUCGGCGAGGCAACCGUUGAGAAAUUAUGCCCAACCGCCGACGUGGUUGUGGUAGGGGUUGCACGGGCGGAAACCAAAUUGCAGAAGCUGAAGGCGAGGCAUGGCAAGAAAUUCGACUAUGUUGUUGGAGACGUCACUGACGAGCGUGUGGUGCAGGCCGUGAUCGAUAAGGUGUCCUCGGAGUAUGGGCGGCUAGACGCUGUCGUAGCAAACGCCGGUGUCUCGCGCCAUGAGCGUAUCGCGACUGCGGACAUCAAGGAAUGGAGACGCCUAUUCGAGAUUAAUCUGUUUAGCGUCGUGAAUCUGGUAAGCAAGGCGCUUCCACUGCUACGUGAGUCGCAGGGCACCGUCAUUGUCGUAUCCUCGGGACUCAGCCAGAUGGGCCAUCCUGCUCUGGCAGCUUACGCGUCUUCCAAGAUUGCCUUGAAUCACUUUGCUCUGAUCCUUGCAAUGGAGGAGCCUGAAAUUCGGACCAUUGCAUUGGAUCCCGGUGCAGUGCAGACCGAUAUGCUGGCUGAGGGAAUCAACGCUGCUGACGAGGCUGCCGGUUCACAGGACAACGCUGUACGUGAGCUGCUCAAGCAGGUACGCGUGGCUACGCCAGAAGAGCCUGGUGCCGUCCUAGCUGCCUUAGCAGCAAGGGGCAUUCCCGAAGAAUUAAACGGCAAAUACGUUCGAGCUGAUAGCGAGAAAUUGGCAGCUUAUACCAGUCUAUGA